Messenger RNA from Trichoderma citrinoviride, 1554 nucleotides. RefSeq lists its product as hypothetical. NCBI's taxonomy places the organism in Eukaryota, Fungi, Ascomycota, Sordariomycetes, Hypocreales, Hypocreaceae. Gene Ontology annotation, biological process: regulation of gene expression. Gene Ontology annotation, molecular function: mRNA binding. Gene Ontology annotation, cellular component: cytoplasm; nucleus. The annotation marks the transcript as partial. The record is from RefSeq and is a predicted model, not a curated record. The transcript has 3 exons.
CCGUCGUCGACUUCGACCCAGACGCCUCCAGCGGCUCCCGGCGCAUAUCCAGCGCCGCCCGGCACCGCCCAGCCAGCGUCGUAUCAACCCCCGCCCCCAGGCGUCGCGGGCUUUGCUCCCGGCUCUGCCCUGCCCGCUCCUGCGUCCAGCGGCAACGUCGACCUGAGCGCUCUUCGGCCCGUCAACUCGGGGACGAUGAACUUCGAAGAGGUGAUUUCCAAGGCGAGGGCCUUUGCGACCGAGAAGGGCAUCACGCCCUACGACCGCCCGCUUGUCUACGGAUCCGAAUCCAGAGGCUCUGACAGGUCUUUCCGUCGAUCCAGGUCACGUUCUCCUCCUCGAGGCGGCGGCGACUACCAUACUGCCGGCUCAUACCGGGACGAUCGUCGUGGAGGCCAGGGUCGAGAGUAUGGCCGCGACCGUUCCUACUCUCCCCCGUCACGUGGCCGCACCUUUUCGCCUCGCGGAGGCGGUGGCCGCGAGAGAUCUCCCCUCAGAGGCGGAGACGACAACGCUGAGACGAUCCAGAUCGAGUCCAGCCUUGUUGGCCUCAUCAUCGGCCGACAGGGUGAGAAUCUGCGACGGAUCGAAGCCGACACCAACUGCCGUGUCCAGUUUCUGGCCGCCACCGAUGGCGGUCCCUUUCGCCAGUGCAAGAUCACCGGCCCACGGGCUCGUCGUGCUGAAGUCAAGACGGCGAUUAACCGAAUCAUUGAGGACAGCGGCAUGGGCGCUCUCAACCGCGCCCAGGAAAAGCCACGCGACCCUGCCCGAGGUGGAGCAGCGGCGUUGAGAGAUGGUGAGGACCAUAUGCAAAUCAUGGUCCCAGAUCGCACUGUCGGCCUCAUCAUCGGACGUGGAGGCGAGACUAUUCGAGAUCUUCAGGAGCGUUCGGGCUGCCAUAUCAACAUCGUGGGCGAAUCGAAGAGCGUCAACGGCCUGCGACCUGUCAACCUCAUUGGCAGCCGGGAGGCGGCCGCUCGAGCCAAGGACUUCAUCAUGGAGAUUGUUGACAGUGAUAGCCGAGGUGACGGCCCGGCUUCUGGUACCAAGAAACCCUCGGGGCCUCCUCGCAACGAUGGACCGUCGAGGGAUUACGGUGGUGGUGGUGGUGGUGGUGGUCCCGACAAGAUCAACGAUGCGAUUUACGUGCCGUCAGAUGCAGUUGGCAUGAUUAUCGGCAAAGGAGGCGAGACCAUCAGGGAGAUGCAGAACUCGACCGGUUGCAAGAUCAAUGUGGCGCAGUCAUCGGGCCCCGGCGAAGUUCAGCGCGAGAUUGCGCUCAUCGGAUCCCGCGAUAGCAUCGCUCGCGCCAAGCAGGCCAUUGACGAGAAAGUAGAAGCAGUGAAGAGCGGCGGCGGUGGUGGCCCAGGUGGCGGCCGUGGCCGUGGACCGCAUGAUGAUCGACCGAGCUACUCUCACCAGGGCCCGGAUGCGACUACUAACCAGCCUCCGCAGGCUUCUACAGGCGAUGGCCAAGAUCCAUACGCGCAGUAUGGUGGUUAUCAAAACUACGUGGCUCUCUGGUAUCAGUCCUUGAUGUACCAGCAGCAG